UAGAGAUUAGGAGAUUGAUGGAAUCAGUGCCAGGGUGACAAGCGAAGGACUGUAGUAAUGUAGCUACUUACUUUAAUAAAGACUUUAUGGUCUAUAUAUGUGACGAGCAUUGACAGCCUAGUCAAAGAGAGAACUGAGUGAAACUUGGUGGCAAGACUGAGAUAGAAGAAGUUGAGGAAGCACUUGAAGUUCUUAAGAUGUGUACUAAAAACUUUUUAGUUGCGGUAAAAUCUAGCAAUUACCAAGACAUGAAAGAAUACAAUAUCGCUGCUGAAAAGAUCCAUGAGAAGAUCAUAGAAGUCUCAAAGGAAUUCGAAAACACUAAAGAAAACCAAGAAUUCAAAAAUCAUGCGGACAUUAAACUUAAGAUUAAAAGUUUAUACUGAGAGCUGGAAGAGGAUGCCACUUUUAACCAAUUUUGUAGAGAGAGUUACUUCUCUAUGAUGUGAGACUUCUUGAAAGCCAAUAAAUCUAGCAUUAGCAAAUUAUUUGAAGGAAAUCUUAUAAAACAAGACGAGAAUAGCAAAUACGAAAAUGAUUUUGCUACAGAAGAACUUCAGCUGCUAAAGAAAGAAUUCAAAGACUUUAAAAACAAAGUCAUUAAUUAUUUAAAUCCAAAAACAAUAAAAGGACUGAGGUGAUGCUAUGAACUCAUUACAGACAAAAAGAAUGAAAUUGUGAAGAAAGAAGAGCUCGAUCUUAAUGUGAACGAUUCUAAAGAUCAAGAAUUAAUGAAAUUAAUGGAAAAUAAUAUUUGCUCGAAUUUAAAGACUUUAUACAUUAAUAAAAUCAAUAACAGCAUCCAUAUUGCUAAAGAGUUCAUAUUCUCUUCAUUUCCUCUAAAAACUGCAAGAUUUGAUUUUUAAUAGCUCAGGAGCAGUCAUAGAUAGUGAUCAGAUUAUUGAUGUUUUUUGAUAUGUUAGCUCCAAAGUAACAACAACUUUCUUCAUCUAUGGUUGUGGGAUCGACAAAAUUCAAUUAAAAACAAUCUUUCGAGUGGUAGCACAUAAUAAGAUAAACUUUGGCUUUUCAAAUUGCAAGAUUAAACUUGAUGUUGUUCCAAACUUGAAAAGCUGUCUUAUUGGUUCCACAAUUCAAGCAUUAUCUCUUUCGCGUUGAAGAGUUCCGCAUUAUUGAGAUUAGAGAAACCAUCCGGAAAGGUUUCAAAAUUUAAUAAAAGGAUUAUCUCAAAGUGAAGACUUUAAGAAAAACUUGAAGUUUCUUUAUAUGGAGGGAUGAGGAAUGACCGAAGAUAGCAUAAGACAAAUACUAGAUAGUAACGGUUUUGAUAAAGUCAAAAUUGAGAACCAUUCAGAGUAGGAUAAGAACUUUUGUAAUUAAUAUAUAUAUUUCAACUAAAUGC
Messenger RNA from Moneuplotes crassus, 1363 nucleotides. NCBI's taxonomy places the organism in Eukaryota, Ciliophora, Spirotrichea, Euplotida, Euplotidae. The record is from the annotation of a GenBank genome assembly.